ACCUAAUGAAGACUGCUCUUUGUUGAGUUGGACUUGGUUUUAGGUGUCAGCGGACCUUCUGAGGUGCGCCCAGUCCGGCUUAUGUUAGGCACUGAAUAAGAAGAGGAUUAAACAGUGAUUUGCCUGUUUUUUCUUUGGAAGCACAGCUGCCUCAUAUGGGUGAAAUGUGUCCGUUUGCGUGAUAAACGUAGAGCACAUCAGCGCCUUUACGCACAUUGAUCCCCGCUCACCUGUUGAUGCCUGACUCCCACCGAGCGCUUUAACUUCGCUGAUGGAAGAUGUGAACUGAUCGGCCCCGGAGCAGCUCCCCGAUGCGUCCUCAGCACUGAACCCGGCUCUGCUUCUCCGUUAUGCGGUAGGAUGAGCGCGGAUCUAGAGCGCGCUUCCCCCAACGCAUCGGUGAACUCCAGCGGCUUAGGGGGCCGUGCGCUCUCGGCAAAUGUGCGGAGGCUCCAUAACAGCCUCAACCUGCUGCUCAGUGACCUGGAGAGAGAGCAGUUCAUCCACUGUCUAAAUGUUUACCACGCCAAACGCAACGUCUUCGACUUGGUCCAAACUCUGAAGGUGAUUCUGAACUCGCCCGGGAAGCGGCAGCUGCUGCCCAUGCUGCGCCUGGUCAUCCCGAGGUCCGACCAGCUCCUCUUUGACCAGUACACCUCCGAGGGGCUCUACCUGAACACAGACCUCCUUCCCAGUAACGGCAGCGCGGAAAGCUUUGGGGACGAAGGCGACUUGACUCUGCAAGCCUAUGUGAGCUCACUCUGCAAGCUCACGGCGGGCUGUCCGGAACCCACGGCGUCCAUGGCCCCGCUGUUCUCUGAGGGCCUCUUUGGAGAGGUGCGCCAAGUUACCCUGACGCGCUCCAGGAGCCACGAGGGUCUGGGCUUCAGCAUCCGCGGGGGGGCGGAGCACGGCGUGGGGAUCUACGUGUCCCUGGUGGAGCCGGGCUCCUCGGCCGAGAGAGAAGGACUGAGGGUUGGAGACCAGAUAGUAGCAGCCAACGACUCUGUGUUUGACGCCGUCACUCACACGGAGGCGGUGAAGGUGCUGAAGGGAUGCAAGAAGUUGACCAUGUCAGUGUGUUCAAUGGGGGGCAUCCCAGGAGGGUACAUGACCAACCAAGUGUACAGCUGGGUGGACCCUCAGGGCCGGAGUGUGUCUCCACCACCUGAUAGCCUGGAGGCCCACCCAAGGCAAGGACACGGCAUGGAGGACAGGACGGUGCUGAAGGGAUGCAAGAAGUUGACCAUGUCAGUGUGUUCAAUGGGGGGCAUCCCAGGAGGGUACAUGACCAACCAAGUGUACAGCUGGGUGGACCCUCAGGGCCGGAGUGUGUCUCCACCACCUGAUAGCCUGGAGGCCCACCCAAGGCAAGGACACGGCAUGGAGGACAGGACGGUCAACCUUAACAUGGACGAUGGUCGUUCUCUGGGUCUGAUGAUACGAGGAGGGGCUGAGUACGGACUGGGAAUCUACAUCACAGGAGUGGACCCUGGAUCUGCUGCACAUGCUGGUGAACUAAAGGUGGGAGACCAAAUCCUGGAGGUAAACGGUCAGAGCUUUGUCACCAUCUCCCAUGAUGAGGCAGUGAACAUCCUCAAGUCGGGGCACCAGCUGCUGCUGAAAGUGCGGGAUGUGGGCCGUCUGCCUCAUGCACGCGUCGUUGUAGACGGGAGCAGAUGGAGCUGCGGUCAGAUCAUAGCUGAGACCAAUGCAACAGCUGCCAUAAACUCUGCCUCAAAUCCCAGCAUUGGUGCUGGGGUUCAUUCAGGCAAUGCUGCCAGUGGCCACACUACAAGACCCUCUUCUGCCAGAGCUACACCUGUAUUUGGGAAGCCUGCAGGGUACAGAGGGGUUAGCCCACCUGGUGCUCAGGUGUCUCUGGAGCAACAGGCCUACAUGCUAUUGACAGAACAAGAGAGGCAGACCAUGACCUACUAUCUGCUGGAGUAUCAGCAAGGACACAUUCAUGUGGAACCACUGACCAUGGCUCUGUUUGAGCUCUUUAACACCCAUGCAAAGCUGUCCAUGCUGUCUGAAGUCAGGAGUUUAGUAGCUCCUCAGGAUCUGGAGGUGUACGACAACCUAGUGUUGCACCGUCAAAGAGAGGCUCAUCAAGCCUGGCAAGGAGGCCACAGAGUGCUACAUCCACCAGGCCACUGUGACCAUGCAGGUCCUACCCUACAUGAUGCAGGACAAACCAACCGUCCGGCGAGUCUGAAUAAAAGCGGACGCCUUCUUUUCACAUUUCCACAUGCCACUCAUCCAUGUUCUUUCUUUCAGGCUGAGGCUUCCAGCAGCAGCUGGGUGGAGAAAAACCAAGAGAAGAACACAAACGCCUUCCGAAACAUUUCCCUGGAUGAAAUGAAGUCUUCUCCUCCAUCCUUCAGAGCUGCACCUAUCCGGGCCCAGAGCAUUGUAACCAGGGAGAAAGACCUCAGCCAGAAGCCUUCCGCCCGGCUGCUGCAGCCCAGUUCCAGCGUCCCCCUUCCCGGCUCCACUCGCCCGUUUCAAGAAAGCCUUCAUAAGUCACUUAAAUCCCUCCCCACCUGCCAGCAGCCCCUGUCAGCAUCUGCCCAGCAUACCUGUGCUGCUACCAAACAUCACACAUCUCUCAACGCACUCCAUCAUACCUGCCUAAGCAACCCUCACCUCUCUGACUCUGAGCAAUACACCCAUCCACACUUUGCUCAGCAUGCUGUCCACUACAACCGACCCAGUUCAGGACACCACACCUGUCCAGGCUUCCUGCACCAUCGGGACUCCGCCAUAUCUGUCAAUCCAGAGGUGGCAGUCAAACUCUCUUCUAGAUCAAGCUCCUAUGAAAAGUCUUCUGUUUUUUCAAGGUCUGCCUCCUCUUCUAAAGCAGCGUCUCCAUUGCCAUCACCUCAUCCUUCCCCACAUCCUUCGCCGUGUCCCUCCCCGUGUCCCUCUCAUAUGAUAGCCGCUGCGCUAUCCUGUAGUCCAGACCGGCCCUGCUCUCCUGCUCUCACACACAAGAUCAUCGUAACAGACAUGGACCGACUUUCUGCAGACUGCAGGCAACAGCAGAGAGGUGCAACCCUGUCUCAGCUGUCCGACAGUGGUCAGACUCUGAGUGAGGACAGCGGUGUGGACAUAGCAGAGGCUGGAGGCCUCAGUAAGGAUGGCAGCCCGAGACCAAGCAAGAAUAAGCAGGGAAAUCUGGAACAGCAAGGGGCCCACGCACCUUCCACAAGACAACAGACAAGCUCCCCCAUUUCAGCACUCAACACUGUGCUGGUGCGAGUGGUGAAAAAUGCCAACACCUUGGGCAUUGCUAUAGAGGGAGGAGCAAAUACACGUCAACCUCUGCCUCGUAUUGUGACCAUCCAGAAAGGAGGCUCAGCUCAUAACUGCGGGCAGCUGAAGGUGGGUCAGGUCAUCCUGGAAGUCAACGGAGUUUCCCUCAGAGGACGGGAGCACAAAGAUGCCGCUCGUAUCAUCGCUGAGGCCUUCAAGACCAAAGACAAGGAUCACAUUGACUUCCUGGUGGCCGAGGCUGGCUUCUAGUGAAAAGACAGUCAUCAUUGAAAGCUCUCAAUGGACGCCCUCCAAUAAAUGUCUUUUUUUUAUAUCAGGGUUAUAGAUUUGCACAAGCUAAAUAAACAAAACAAUAUUAGAUUAACUUAAAUAUUAUUACUUUAGUUUUAUAACAGGAAAUGAUGUAACUCUGUAUUGUCUGUUCACCAGUAGCGCAGUUCGAGGGAAACUAUAUGUCUGAAAAGAACUUGCAGUCUGCAGCAAAUGAUUCACACCAUGCUCACCCACUUGUUUUAUUUUUUACUUUGAUGUUUGACAAACAAGGCAAAUAUAACUAAAGGAGGACACAGAAAAAGAAAAACCCAGAAAAAGAUUUAAGCUCCUAAUUUGGUGCUGGAAGACAUUUCAUACAUCAUUGAUUUGAUAUAGAUUUUAGUCAAUUAGAAAAUAUUUGACAACUCUAAAUCAACAAACGUCUGCAAAUGAGAAGCUCUUGUUGACUCUGUUGAAAGAGUCUUCAGACCCCCUCAGGGUGGUUAUGUUUCACUUCAUGCUGUUUUAUAAAUGUCAGACAGAAAUCUGAGGAGCGUUAUUUAGCUCCAACUGUAAUAAACACAGACUGAGAACAUCAGGAAGGAUAAAGCUUCAGUGAACAGACAAAUUAUCAUCGUUGCAGGCUGUCGGACCCUAUAAUCACAAAUAUUAAGACACUUUUACUGAUACCAAUGAGCUGAAAUUGAUAACAUCUAUUGUAUUUUAGUAAACCUUCAAUAGUGUAGGAAACUAUUUGGUCCCUUUAAAAUGUCCUUUUUUGUGGCAAUUGAAUUUUUUAGAUCUUCAUAUAAAUUUUGUAUAUCAGACAUCUAUCCUGUAGAAACACCAAAGCUAUGAUAAUUUCCACUGUUGAGAAAUAAGCCUUCUGACCCGACGGGGACAAAGCAUAUGUCCCCCGAAUGUAGGAAUGCGACAAUUGGAAGCACCACCCGCCAUCAGACAUUAGCACUGCUAGUAAAGACCUUACUUUGCAAACCAAUCUUUACCCCACUGCACAGAGCUGUUUUCAUUCAGAAACAUGAUUGUUCUGAACCAGGAACCGAUUUAUGGUCAUUACACAACAUGGGUCAGUUUCUCUAAGUUCUGUCCCAGGAGUCGGAUGGUACAUAACCUCCAAAUAAAUUUAACUUGUGCUCCGUCAGUCUACAGAAUAUCUCCCCUAAAGACUUGGAUGUCAGGCUCAGAACUGAAGGAUCCAGUAUUCAAGUCAGUCAAAGAGAUUUC
Molecule: messenger RNA, 4779 nt
Organism: Cyprinodon variegatus (sheepshead minnow)
Lineage: Eukaryota; Metazoa; Chordata; Actinopteri; Cyprinodontiformes; Cyprinodontidae
Product: whirlin-like
Exons: 13
Coding region: 361-3531 (1056 amino acids)
Biological process (GO): auditory receptor cell stereocilium organization; sensory perception of sound
Cellular component (GO): plasma membrane; cilium; stereocilium tip
Molecular function (GO): protein binding
Source: RefSeq, a predicted model, not a curated record